This is a messenger RNA of Sorghum bicolor (sorghum), 1333 nucleotides long. Its product is annotated as protein TIC 20-I, chloroplastic. Lineage: Eukaryota; Viridiplantae; Streptophyta; Magnoliopsida; Poales; Poaceae. The transcript has 2 exons. Bases 263 to 1066 code for a protein of 267 amino acids. The record is from RefSeq and is a predicted model, not a curated record.
CUCGUCUGUCCCAGUUUCUCCACGGGGACGCAAAGCGUUGCCUAAUCCAAACCGGCCGUCGCUAGUCCCGGCUCCAGAUCCUCUGCCCGCCCCCCGGCGUCCGCGUUCGCCACGGUCCUCCGCGCACCGGCCGGCGACCCUGCGUGCGCGCCUCCGGUGGACCGUAGACGGCGCCCGGCCCCGGCGGCUGCGCUGCGCUGCGCGCCGCGCGCGGCCGGCGGACAGCGGGAGCCAGCAGCAGCAGCUGCUGCUCCACCACACCAUGUUUCCCUGUCGUGGAGUGGCUACUGCAAACCCUCAUCUGCCUGGUGCUCUUGCUGCAAACCGCUAUGGUUCUCCCACGAGGCCAUCUUUUUACCCUAGCGCGGCGUUUCUGAGACUGCAGGGCCCUGCGUUUCGUCAUGAGAAGAAAUCCUUGGCUCUGAGAGCUGGUGCGGAUUUUCACCGUUAUGCGAUACCUCCAUCCUUUGCAAAGUAUAAUCCUGUCAAGGGCAUCAAGCCUCUACUGUCAUCCCCCAAAUUGAAAUCAAGAACUCAAGUUGGUUGCCAAGCAUCUUUGUCAUCGUUCAGCUACCCUGAGUUAUCUUCCAAACCAAAAUGGUGGUGGAGGACCCUAGCAUGUGUACCAUAUCUUCUGCCACUGCACAACAUGUGGGGACAUGCAGAUGCUAUCUAUCAGCUUCAUCCAUACUUGCAAAGAUUUAGCCUGCCUUAUGCCUUCAUCGAUACAAUGGCUCUACUCCCUGGGUGGCUUUUUCUGGCUAUCUUCAUGACCAUAUACUUCUUUGUUGUGAGACGGAAGUGGUCGCCGCACUUCUUGCGGUUUCACAUCAUAUUGGCUAUCCUGCUUGAUACAGGCUCACAAGCUCUGGCCACUGCUUGCAACUGGAAUCCAAGCAUUGUUUUUCAGGGUAAACAAAUGGCAUAUUUCUGGAUGACAAUGGCCUUCAUUCAGAUCUUCACAGUUGUUGAGUGCAUGAGGUGUGCACUUUCAGGGGUGUAUGCAAAUAUUCCGUUUAUUUCUCAUGCAGCAUUCAUCCAUUCAGAUCUUAACCUGUUCAGGUAGUUGAUCAUUGCAAACCACAUUUUUGGAAUUAAGAGGUACUGAGGUGGUUGGGUAAUGUGGACUCUCAAAUAGGAAAAGGACUAAUUAGAGACGAAAUCAGUGUAAUCAUCGUUCUUUGCUGCAUUGUUGUCGGUGCUGUUGACUUCAUGUCUCUGAAUUUAUGCUUCAGUGGCACCAGGCUUUGUGCUUUUCUUCUUCCUUCUACCCUCUUUAGCGGCACAAACUUUGAGAAUUUAUUUAAAUGGAUAAAUCCUUUUCGAUUGACUA